AGCUCUGAUGUUAGCAUCUCACAUGACGAGUCAUAGUUGCUGGAGUCAGAGAGGCUUUUCUGAAGUCCGGCUUCAUCUGCAUUCUCUUCUUCCGGCUUCAAGCGACUCUUCGAUAUAACGCGAAAACCUGAGGAACUGAAGACGCAGAUAAACAACAACGAGGGGGCUUGUCUUUGCUGCGACGCUUUACUUGUAACGGUCCUGUGUCAGGAGCCACCUGCCCCCGCAGCCGAGUCUCUCUCCGUGCGGGCUGGUGUCGCACUUCACCGGGGCACGUCAGUGGAGUCACUCCGGCGCUUCGCCGACUCGAAGAUGGAACUCAACAGAGCCGUUGGUGCGCUGACCAUGAUGUGGUUAGCGUUGAUAGGUUGCACUCAAGCUGUCACUCUGGAGGUGAGGCAGGGGAACACCACCUGCAUUAAGGCUGAGCUCUCGGCACGUUUCUCCAUCACGUACGACACAUCCAGCAGCACGCGGACAGUGUCUGUCCCUCUGCCAGACUCCAGCACGGUUGACACGGGGAGCAGCUCAUGUGGUUCGACUGGCAGCUUGCCGUGGCUGGUGGCCGUGUUUGGCUCAGGUCAUGCACUCGGCCUGAGCUUCUCCACCAAUGGAUCGCUGUAUAACGUGGUCAACAUGACGCUGCAGUACAACCUGAGUGACGCAACCUUUUUUCCUGAUGCAAACAGCUCUGAUGUGGUCACCGUGGUGUCUGCUUCAGUCGGUAUUUCGGCAGCAGUCAACACCACCUACAGAUGUGUGAGCCCCACCUUGGUGAGACUCGGCGAGAACUCCGUGACCUUCACCGAUAUGAAGCUUGAGGCUUACAUGGCUGGGAACGACCUCAGUUCCACCGAAACCAUAUGCAUGGCUGAUCAGGCUCUUACCACGGUGCCGCCUGCACCUCCUCGCACCACCACUGUUCCCACUCCAGCACCAACUCCACCUGGAAGACCAGAACGAGGCAGCUAUGUUGUCACCGCCAACGGCACUGUUUGCCUCCUGGCCCAGAUGGCGCUGCAGCUCAACAUUUCCUAUUUCUCUGUUUCUCAAAAUAAGACCAUUCAGGAACUCUUCAAUCUCACCCCGAAUCUGACGCUGUCAUCCGGAUCCUGCAGUGCCAACAGUGCUUAUUUGGUGUUGACACAAGAGCAAAGCACAGCAGUCAACUUCACCUUCACCCUGAAUUCAACAUCCAGCAGGUAUCACCUGAGUGGAAUCAACCUGCUGGCUAGCUGGCCUGAUAUGACUGCUCCCACUUCAGCUGGCAACAACAGCUUGGAUUACCUGAGGAGCAAACUGGGUCGCUCCUACAUGUGCAACGCCGAACAAACUCUGCUGGUGGCGCCAAACUUCUCCCUCAACACGUUCCAGCUGCAGGUCCAGCCCUUUGGAGUCACAACCAGCCAGUUUGCGACAGCGGAGGAGUGUCAGAUGGAUCAGGACCAGAUGCUCAUCCCCAUCAUCGUGGGAGCCGCCCUCGCCGGCCUGGUGCUGAUCGUCCUCAUCGCCUACCUGAUUGGCCGAAAGAGGAGCCACGCUGGAUACCAGACCGUCUGAGCAGAGACGUGCUUGUGGAGUGUUUUUGGGUGCGAGAGAGACGGCGCGUCAUUUUACAGAUCAGAGUCUAUUUUGUUCUAGGAUGAUGGUAGAUAUAUUUAUUAACAAAAAAAGCACUCAGCAACUAAAAAGUGUCAUUGAUAAUUUAUUCAAUAAUUUUAAACUAAAUGUGUUUGUAUCUGCUGUGGGUGCGAGCUUUUCUACGCCUCUCAUGGAGCUUCCUGACAGUUGCUUUUAAUCUACGAGUCCCAUACUGCACUGCAACAGUUGUGAGAUCAACAGAGAUGUUCUAACAGCAUCAAAUCGAAAUAUUCACAAACUAACUUGAUCUUGUCUGUAAUGAGUGACUCUCAAUGUUCCAAAGGUUGCUAGUGAGAUUCUGGCUCACUAACAAUUUGGAUUUCUGAUUUGUAGAAUUUUCUAAUGUAUAUUUGUCAGAACACCAGGAAGGGAAGCUGCUCUUUUUUAGCGUCUCUCAGAAGAAAUGCUCAGAAUUGUUGUGAUUUAUUUUCAUAGGAAACGGAAUGGUCUUGUUUUCUAUUGUGUGACCUCUUGUGCGAUGAUAAUAAAACAGCAACCCAGAAGUA
Synchiropus splendidus (mandarinfish) is the source of this 2147-nucleotide messenger RNA. It is a transcript of the gene lamp1a, whose product is annotated as lysosomal associated membrane protein 1a. The transcript has 9 exons. Lineage: Eukaryota; Metazoa; Chordata; Actinopteri; Syngnathiformes; Callionymidae. The record is from RefSeq and is a predicted model, not a curated record. Gene Ontology annotation, cellular component: membrane. Bases 313 to 1560 code for a protein of 415 amino acids.